AUACCAAACGGAGUCAUCAUACUGGACUACCCUAAUGCCAGGUGGGUCGAGACAUAUUAUAACGUUUAUCUCUUAAUCUUUGGUACAAUUGCCCCGUUUUCCAUCCUUGUCGUCUGCAACACUGUCAUCAUAUUCGGCAUCCGCAAAGCAGCGAAAGAGAGGAGGAGAAUGAAGUCCAUGCCGACCAAAACAGCAAAAGAACCCAAUCUCACCACCAUGCUUUUGAUGACGUCAUCGUUUUACCUUGCAUGCUCGUGUCCUAAACGAAUUUACGAUAAUUUGACCGGGUAUGAUUUGACUGAUGCGUAUUGGUCGGCGAGAUACUGGCUGCAGUGGUGGGUUUGUAACGAGUUAUGGCUUUUGAAUUUUGCCAUUAACUUUUAUCUGUAUUUUCUGGGCGGUGGACGAAAGUUCCGACGCGACGCGAUAUAUAUUUUCAAAAUACUGUGCUGUAAAGGAAUUGAACAGUGAGACAAACCAAGGUCUUUGUGAUUGGACAUUUGGCAAGUCACCAAGCAUAAAUUAAAUGGGCCACCUUAUCACUGCAUGGGCCGUAACUUCAGUUCACCCCUAUGAUAAUCAGGGGCUUGCCAACCAUCAGCAUAUUUUUAAAAUACGGUUUGUUGCAUUUUCGACAUGGACUUUCUUUAGUGCUUUUUUCGCUAUUUAUGUACAAGAAAAAUAGGAUAAUCAAACACGUGAAAUUUCUUACCCACUUAUCGAUACCUUUUUUUAAGUAGAUGCCCAAUGUUUCAAUUGAUUACACAUUUCCUGACCUUUUGAUCCAGAAAAUUCGAUACGUUUUUUGACCACCCGAUACAUGUAUGUACUCAGUUUGAAAAAAAGCACUCCUUCGUCGUACAUUCAGCGAUGUGAUCAGGUUCUCAAAGUCGAGUUGUUCGAUAACAUAUCGAAUUCCUUGCGUAUUUAUUCAUUGUUGAUAUGGAAUCCAGCUGAUAUUGUUGCAAAAGUUUUACGCGUUUUUGUACAAUGUACAUGUACAUUAUACUGCAUAUACAUGUAGCAGGGUGUUUUCAAAACUAUUGCCUUGGCGCUCUUGGGGCCGCGCAUAACGACUGAAACGGCGAGUGAAGGAAGGUUGUUGAGCCAGUGGUAGUCAAUGCGUUAUCCUGGGACUGGAUUGAAUCAACAAGUUAACCGUCCCGAGCGUUACGCACUGGCAAGUCGACCAUGGAAAUGUUCACGAAUGAACCCGAGGAGACUCCAGUCCCCCCUGUGACCUACCCCUUCAUGGAAUUCGCCACAGAGGUCCUCAGCAAGUGGGCCUCUUUUUUCAUCGUCGCCAUCGGCAUCGUGGGAAACACCAUGUCCCUACUCAUCACAACCAAGAAGGACAACCGCCGCAUCAGCACGUGCGUGUACAUGACAGCUUUAGCCUCUGUCGAUACUGUUGUGCUUAUCAACGAAUUUGUACACGCAAUUCUUUCAAAAUUUCCUGAUGUUUGGAAAGUCAUGGAAUCAAGUUGGGUAUAUCUAGGCUGUUCAUGGUAUUUCGCUGAUGUGUUCGCAAUCUCCUCUGGUCUGAUCCUGGCACAAAUGAGCAUCGACCGGGCAAUCGCGGUUACCUACCCCAUGAAGGCUUCAUCAAUAUGCACCGCAUCAAGAGCGGCCAAGAUCACCAUUGUAAGUUGCAUUUUUGAAAUGUGUUUCCACAUUCAAACAUUCUUUUAUUACAAAUUACCCGACAUACCAAACGGAGUCAUCAUACUGGACUACCCUAAUGCCAGGUGGGUCGAGACAUAUUAUAACGUUUAUCUCUUAAUCUUUGGUACAAUUGCCCCGUUUUCCAUCCUUGUCGUCUGCAACACUGUCAUCAUAUUCGGCAUCCGCAAAGCAGCGAAAGAGAGGAGGAGAAUGAAGUCCAUGCCGACCAAAACAGCAAAAGAACCCAAUCUCACCACCAUGCUUUUGAUGACGUCAUCGUUUUACCUUGCAUGCUCGUGUCCUAAACGAAUUUACGAUAAUUUGACCGGGUAUGAUUUGACUAAUGCGUAUUGGUCGGCGAGAUACUGGCUGCAGUGGUGGGUUUGUAACGAGUUAUGGCUUUUGAAUUUUGCCAUUAACUUUUAUCUGUAUUUUCUGGGCGGUGGACGAAAGUUCCGACGCGACGCGAUAUAUAUUUUCAAAAUACUAUGCAGUAAAAGAAUUGAACAGUGAGACAAAUCAAGGUGUUCAGUGCCUGCAGCACACAAGCCGCCAACUUUGGCGACACAUAAGCUUUCGACUGACGCCUCUCGACGCCAAAGUUGGCGACAGUGGAUCCAGGUCAGAGCACAUCUGCCCAGAAUUGGCGUCCAGUAGCGUCUUUUCCGCCACUUUAGGCUGCCAUUUUGAAAUCAUGUGACAUCAAGACGCAAGCUGAUUGGCCAUAGCCUCGCCGCCGACGCCAAGUCAGGCGGCCAUCCGUAGCACACCUGGCUUCUUCUUGCGUUCAAGCGCGGCGACACGCGUCAAAAAUCAAACAUGUUAGAUAUUUGACGUUUAUUUGCGGCAAGUGGCUUCAAGUUGCGUUCGCCGACGCCGUUCGUAGCAGACUAGUGAUUUUUCAGGCGUUCAGGACUCUUGCGGCAAAAAAACGCCUGUGAACGCCGAAGUUGGCGGCCAGUGUGCUGCAGGCUUUAGUGCUUUUCCGUCGGCAGGAUAACAACCAAUGACGAUGCGCACUCGGAUAUCGAUGCUCCAACGUUGAAGAAAUUCCUAUAAUCAAAUGAAGUUGCGUCGUUAUAGCGGAGUGACGCGAGCUCGGGCAUUCGCGCGGCGGGCAAGGUUUUUUUGCGCCAGGACUGAUGAACCAGAAGAAGAAAAAACAUACUGCAGUAAAAAGCCGCCCAUUUCUUUGAAACAAAGGAAACAAAUAAACAAAUAAACUAUUAAUCCUGUUUUCAUGUGAUCCGGCAAUCACGUUUUUGUGUGAAUUUACACAAUCAUGUUUUUAUGUGAUAAGCAAUCAGGAUGAAACGCGACAAAGGAACAAUUCACGUUUUUUCGUGUUGGUCCCGACUGCCAUGCAUGAAAGAAAAGAUUUUCGAUCGUCUCUGCUCGGUGUAUUUAUUCAUAAUUAUAAAAUAUCGUCAUGUGUUGCAUCACGAGGAAACCAGGGUUAAUGUUCGCCUCUCCGUCCCUGCACCAUUUUCAUAAAGGGGUGUAUGAAGUCAUAUGGUCGUAAGCGCUGUGCCUGUCACUUGUGUGAUGGAGUUGACGACUCCCUCCGAUUGCCUUGUCCGAUUGCGUAGGUUUUCUCCCGUUUAAAAAAGGUUUUCCUCCUACACUGACUUUCCAAGUUGCCAAUUGUGAGGAUAAUUCUUGGAAUGUGCAAAAAAAAUAAUUUUCAAAAGAAAAUGCUUUUCAUCUUUACUUGCCUGCUGGUGCUCCGACACUUCAGCUAGUAUUGUUUUAAAUAUUGUCAUGCAU
This is a messenger RNA of Lineus longissimus, 3432 nucleotides long. Its product is annotated as proteinase-activated receptor 1-like. Bases 1192 to 2178 code for a protein of 328 amino acids. Gene Ontology annotation, biological process: G protein-coupled receptor signaling pathway. Lineage: Eukaryota; Metazoa; Nemertea; Pilidiophora; Heteronemertea; Lineidae. The transcript is spliced from 2 exons. Gene Ontology annotation, molecular function: G protein-coupled receptor activity. The record is from RefSeq and is a predicted model, not a curated record. Gene Ontology annotation, cellular component: membrane.